CAUGAAGAUAACAAACGAUAAGCGGGACACGUCGCUGGUAGAUGCAAUACGGAAGAGGACGGAGGGGCGCACUCUGCUAUGCUGCGCUCUAGACAGAAUGGGUGAGAGUCAGACCUACGUGAAGCUCAGUGAAGAGAAACUCAUAGCAAAGUCUGACAUCUUGUCACUACUGAGGACCUACAACUGUUAUCAUGAAGGGAAAAACUUCCAGCUGAGGACUCGUGAGGAGGAUGGAGAGCUCAUCCUCGAGGGGUUGCUGAACAUCUACUGGGGUCUACGCCGACCGAUCAGACUUCAGAUGUACGAUGACAAUGAAAGAUUCCGUCUCAACCGAUCUGCUCUGGCAUCAGCGGAGUCUAACAAUAAUUCACUGGGCGGAGAGACUGGUCCAACUAGUGGUGACAUGGUUGGUCAGGAGGAAGAGGAUUCUCCUCAGCUGCUGAGGACCAGGAGUGAUGCUUCCUUCAUGCGGGUUCAGAGGAGGACAAAGACCCACACUGCCAGAGACUUGCAGCGCUUGCGCACACACAGGUUCUCAAUCAACGGACACUUCUACAACCACAAGACAUCUGUAUUUACUCCAGCCUAUGGUUCGGUCACUAACGUACGAGUAAACAGCUCCAUGACGACAGGACAAGUCCUCAACCUGCUGCUACACAAGUUUAGGGUGGAGAAUAAUUCUGAAGAGUUUGUCCUCUAUAUGGUUCACGAGUCUGGCGAGAGGACCCGCCUGAGGGAUGGUGAAUAUCCACUGGUGGCUCGUGUGCUUUAUGGACCCUGUGAGAAAAUCUCCAAGAUCUUCAUCAAGGAGGCCGACCUGGGGGAGGAAGUCACGUAUGAUGUUGCCCAGUACAUUAAGUUUGAGAUCCCUGUUUUAGACAGCUUUGUAGAGAAACUGAAAGAGGAGGAGGAACGUGAGAUAAACAAACUGACCAAAAAGUACAGUGCUCUGAGGUCUAUGAUUCUGCAUCAACUUGAAGGCCACACCAGUGACAGAGUAUAGAGUACAGAUGUCACCCGUGUGUGCGCGCGCGCGUGUGUGUGUGUGUGUGUGUGUGUGUAUGUAUGUGUGUGAGAGGGGAAGGGGUAGGUCCAAGACUAGUGACUGUUGAUUUACUAUGGGAACAUUUCCAGAUACUGUAGUGAAUGUAGAGGUAAAGGUAAAAGGGUCAAAGUAAAGGCUGCAGUCGAAUCUUAUCAUACACCAAUGUGCUUCUACUUUUAGAAUUACAUAUCUAAACAGUUUGUAUGAUCUGUUUUGUUAAUGUUAUUACUAUUGAGUGUAUCACUGUUUUGAUAACUCUCCUAUUAAUGUAUUUGCAUUUUGUAUGAAAAUUCUUACUUCAAAUAUGGAUAUUUAUACGAGCUGUUUUGGUAACGUUUCCUCUGACUUGGACCUUUUUUUGUAAUAAAUCAGUUUUAGUGUGGCCUUUAUAAAUGCUGCUGGAUCUCUGCUGACACCAAACAUAAUACCCAGCUCAGACUUCCCAC
Messenger RNA from Xiphias gladius (swordfish), 1491 nucleotides. It is a transcript of the gene rassf4a, whose product is annotated as Ras association domain family member 4a. The transcript is spliced from 11 exons. The record is from RefSeq and is a predicted model, not a curated record. The coding region runs from base 2 to 1003 and encodes 333 amino acids. Gene Ontology annotation, biological process: signal transduction. NCBI's taxonomy places the organism in Eukaryota, Metazoa, Chordata, Actinopteri, Istiophoriformes, Xiphiidae.